AUGCUGAAGGAACGCAGAAUAUUUUUUAUUCAGGAAUACAAGAAAACCAACAAAGUGGAGUCAAGUACAUGCAGCAGCUUCAUGGGCUUGAAGGAUCACUUGGGGCAUGACCUAGGCCACCUCUAUGAGGACAGUGCUGAAACACAGAUAAGUGCAAUUGCACCUUGGUCAAUGGUGGAGAAACCAACAAUGGAUAAAAUUAACUCUAGGAAGGAGGACACAAACAAGGAGACUUCUGAAGAAACUGGGAGCUCCAGUUGUGAUUCUGACGAGAGUACAAAUUCUGAUAAUGAAUCAGAGCAACUGACUACCACGGGAACAGAAUCAUGCACGUUACCGAAGACUCACAGACAACUGUGCAGAUCUCCUUGCCUGGAACCCCAUAUACUAAAACGCAAUGAAAUCUUGCAAGACCUUAAGCUAGAGGAAGCCCGUAUGGUGUCUAAAGAAAUUAAGAAACCCCCUGAUGUGGUAAAAGAAUAUCAAACCAAACUGGAGUUUGCACUUAAGUUAGGUUACUCUGAAGAACAGGUUCAGCUUGUACUGAAUAAGCUUGGUACUGAUGCUUUAAUCAAUGAUAUACUUGGAGAACUUGUCAAACUUGGAAAUAAAACUGAGAUGGAUCAGAGUGUAAGUAACAUUAAUACUAGCAUAAUGCGGGAAGCAUCUUCUGUUGAAUCUCAGAGGUCUGACUCUCCCCUUCAGGAGGAUGUGCCAGUGGAUGGUGAUAACCUGAGACCUAUAGUUAUUGAUGGCAGCAAUGUGGCAAUGAGCCAUGGAAACAAGGAAGUAUUCUCUUGUCGGGGGAUAAAGCUGGCAGUGGACUGGUUUUUGGAAAGAGGCCACAAAGGUGUUACAGUGUUUGUGCCAGCGUGGAGAAAAGAACAGUCACGGCCAGAUGCUCUCAUUACAGACCAAGAAAUCUUACGUAAAUUAGAAAAGGAGAAAAUUCUGGUGUUCACCCCAUCCCGCCGUGUUCAGGGGAGAAGGGUGGUGUGCUAUGACGACAGGUUCAUAGUGAAAUUAGCCUUUGAGUCAGAUGGUAUCAUUGUAUCUAACGAUAACUACAGGGAUCUCGCCAAUGAAAAGCCAGAAUGGAAGAAGUUCAUUGAUGAACGGCUGCUGAUGUAUUCAUUUGUCAAUGACAAAUUCAUGCCUCCUGAUGAUCCUCUUGGCCGCCAUGGCCCAAGUCUGGAUAACUUUCUAAGGAAGAAACCAAUUGUCCCAGAACAUAAGAAGCAACCAUGUCCAUACGGGAAGAAAUGCACUUAUGGACACAAGUGCAAAUACUACCAUCCAGAAAGAGGGAAUCAGCCUCAGAGGUCAGUAGCUGAUGAACUUCGUGCCAUGUCCAGGAACACAGCUACCAAAGCUGCUAGCGAAGGAGGGCUGGUGAAAAGCAACAGUGUUCCUUGUAGCACUAAGGUCGAUAGCACUUCAGAUCUCAAACGAGCUGCUCCAAAGAGGCAAUCAGAUCCUAGUAUUAGGACUCAAGUCUACCAAGACUUGGAGGAAAAGCUUCCCACCAAAAACAAGUUGGAAACCAGGUCUGUACCUUCUUUAGUUAGUAUUCCAAAUUCUGCUGCUGCAAAACCCCAAAGUACUGCACCUUUAAGCAAUGGGCUUCCAUCUGGAGUUCAUUUCCCACCUCAGGAUCAAAGACCACAGGGACAGUACCCUCCAGUGAUGAUGGCAACCAAAAAUCAUGGAACGCCAAUGCCUUACGAGCAGUAUCCCAAAUGUGAGUCUCCUGUGGAUGUAGGCUACUAUUCAAUGCUAAAUGCGUAUUCAAACCUGGCUAUCUCUGGCCCGCGAAGUCCUGAAAGGCGUUUUUCUUUGGACACGGAUUACAGAAUCAGUUCUGUAGCCUCUGAUUGUAGUAGUGAAGGGAGCAUGAGCUGUGGCAGUAGUGAUUCCUACGUCGGCUACAACGAUCGGUCCUACGUGAGCUCUCCUGACCCUCAGCUGGAAGAGAAUCUAAAGUGCCAACACAUACACCCCCAUAGUCACCUUAACUCUCAGCCGUUCCUACAAGGUUACCAUGAUACGUUAACACGAGUGCAGAGUUACAGUCAUGAAGAACCAAAGCAUCAUCACAAACCUCCCCUUCCGUACAUGGCUGUACACCUCCAGCAUCCGACUCUUGGCACUCGCUCGAGUUGUCCCGGCGAUUAUCCCACCCCUCAGAGUUCGCAGCAUUCUAAGAACGUGCAUAUAGGAAGAGCGCUUGUGUCCACGAGAGUAGACAGCAUAUCCGACUCACGUUUGUAUGAUAAUUCUCCAUUAAGGCAAAGAAAGUCUUACUCUGGACAAGAUGGACUGGGUAGUUGGGACAGGCAAGGCUAUGGGAUUGAUGCUUAUGGCUACCAUCAGACUUACUCUUUGCCCAGUAACCCUUCCCAGCCAUGUUAUGAGCAGUUCGCCUUCCAAAGUUUACCUGAGCCGCAAGAUCAGCCUUGGCGAAUUUACUGUGGGAUGCCGCAGGAUUCUCCAAGGUAUCAGGACAGCCGAGAGAAAGUCUAUAUAAACCUGUGUAACAUCUUUCCUCCAGACCUUGUGAGGAUUGUUAUGAAAAGGAAUCCUCACAUGAUGGAUGCUCAGCAACUGGCUGCAGCCAUUUUAGUGGAAAAAUCUCAGCUAGGUUAUUGACGACGUG
Messenger RNA from Gekko japonicus, 2656 nucleotides. It is a transcript of the gene ZC3H12C, whose product is annotated as zinc finger CCCH-type containing 12C. The record is from RefSeq and is a predicted model, not a curated record. Gene Ontology annotation, molecular function: RNA endonuclease activity; metal ion binding; mRNA binding. Gene Ontology annotation, cellular component: cytoplasmic ribonucleoprotein granule; nucleus. The transcript has 6 exons. NCBI's taxonomy places the organism in Eukaryota, Metazoa, Chordata, Lepidosauria, Squamata, Gekkonidae. The coding region runs from base 1 to 2649 and encodes 882 amino acids.